Messenger RNA from Paramacrobiotus metropolitanus, 2137 nucleotides. RefSeq names its product protein IWS1 homolog. Lineage: Eukaryota; Metazoa; Tardigrada; Eutardigrada; Parachela; Macrobiotidae. Gene Ontology annotation, cellular component: nucleus. Bases 410 to 1774 code for a protein of 454 amino acids. Gene Ontology annotation, biological process: poly(A)+ mRNA export from nucleus. The record is from RefSeq and is a predicted model, not a curated record. The transcript is spliced from 8 exons.
CUCGUAUGGCUAAAACAAAUUAAAAUAAGUAGUUGGGCGAAAAUGUGCGAACUGCGAAGCUUAUUAAUUUUCAUACUUUCUCCCGAAACAGAUACCUGAUGGCGAUUCGAUAAUGAUUAUCUGCGCAAGUGGCAACCCUCCGAGAUUUGGAUCCGUGUUUGUAACCUUUUGUGGUGCCCCAAUGCCCAAAUACAUUUUUACUACAGCAAUGCGCUAGAUCAGCCACGAAUUAAGAAUACGAUAAUUUUGGUACUACUGUAAUUUUUGUUGUUGAAAUUCCUUAUUUUAAAUUUCAGAUUUGGUUUUCCUUUUCUGCUUCCCAUAGUCGAAAGGCUGUAGUUAAACCCCAGAGAGAGGGAAGCUUUAAGGCGACGUAUCGAAAGGUCCGUGUGACAAGCAUCUCUCGAGAAUGAGCUUGAACGAGUUCGCCCAAGAGCAAGCCUUCGAAGAAACUCCAGAUGAAUCCUUCGGCCUGGAACACGUGGAAUCAGCGGAGAAGGCUCAUCUGAAUAAUCCCCUUGGGCUUAGUGAUCGGGACGUUCAACUGGAUCUCGAUGAGUACUCUCAAGAAGACGUGGGCAACGGUACAGAGUUGCCAGAUCCCGAAAACGGAACCGGACAGACAAGCAAUGGUAGCCCCGCGGAAAACAACGACGACGAGCCAGACGAGUCGGGAACGAGCAAGAACAUGCCUAAUGCGGAGGAUCUUUUUGGGAGUGAUCACUCUGAUGAUGAAGGUAACGCUGCUGGUCCCUCUGCUUCCGAGCAAACUAAAGAACACGGCGAGCGGCGAAAAGCGGAUGAUGAUGACGAUAAUGCCAGCCACACGGGCAGCAUUAAGUCCGACCCCGGAGAUGAUAAGAUGACCGAUUUCGAUAUCAUGAUGAAGAAGAAAUCAGAAGAGCGGCGUCGAACACACAGGCGAAAGAAACGCCAGGAUGUGGAUUUAAUUAACGAUCAUGACGAACGGAUUACGGAAAUCAUUACGGAAAUGAAGGCAGCAGCGGAUACGGACCGGAAGGCCAAUGCGCGCGGCGAAUGUGCGACGAAGAAGAUCACGAUGCUACCUCGCAUUAUGAACAUCUUACGCAAGCAAGACUUGCAGACCGCUUUUCUGGAUUGCGGUAUUCUGUCUCCACUUGCCGAUUGGUUGGCGCCACUUCCGGACGGUAAUCUGACACACCUCAAGAUUCGCGAAUCGAUUCUGAAGAUCCUUGAAGAUAUGUCAUCCAUUUCCCCCGAGCAGCUUAAAAACAGUGGUAUUGGUAAAGCCGUUAUGCUACUGUAUAAACAUCCGAAAGAGCUUAAGGAAAACCGGACUAGAGCGGGCAAAUUGAUACAGGAAUGGUCUCGUCCAAUUUUUGGAACUAGUACAAAUUAUCGCUCAAUGUCUCGCGAAGAACGGAUGGAGCGUGACGUGGAGUUGCUUUCCAAACGUCGUCUCAGCAUGGACGAACAGUCGGACAGCGAUGACGAAGGCGGUCCUUCUACUCCGAACAACCAGAAGAAGCGUCGCAGUACUGCAGAAACCCCCGAAGAUGAUCCGAAUAAAAAUGUUCCUCGCGCCAGAGUCCCUCAGCCAUCCUUGAGAGAUUACGUUAUCCGUCCGCAAUCGAAAAUCUCUAUGGAAUCGGCGGAAGGCACACGUCGCUCUUCGUCCGGGGCGAAGCCUCAAAAUCGGUUCGAGAAGCGUAUUCGGGGCAUGAAAGAGCAACAGCGAAGCACCUCGAAGAGAUCGGCUGGACAUCUCAGCCUCGAAGGACGCAAAAUGUGAUCGAAUAUGGACAAAGAUCGCACUUCCAUGUAAAGGAGUUUAGCGACCCAUGAGAAAGUUUUUCAAGCGGUGUUAAAGGAGCUCGAUAUUCUUAACCGGGCUGUUAAUGUUGUUCUGCUUCCGCUUUCGAAAUGCUAUAGUCGCUAUUAUUAUAAACUGGGUAAUUUGAGUUUUUAUAGGGAUGUCUUCACUUCGUACAUAUCAUCUCAUUGAUCUGGUGGUUACCAUAACUUAUUUGAUUAGUGUGGACAGGUAUACCGGGCUCCUGGGAAAUUUGUUGUUUUAUUCUGCGUUUUGGUGUGUGAUCUUGAAUCUUGAUGCUUUUUACACUGAUGCGACUAAGAAAAUAAGCAAAGCACUUAA